CAUAUUAAGAAAAAUUAUGAUUGCUUAUUAUGAAGCAACUUAAUAAAAUAUGGACUCAAGAUCAAGGGGUCCAGAUUUAUUCCGGGUAAGGUCAUGCCUGAAACCCAUGCUUGAGCAGCAGUAUAUUCCCUCUUCAUGGUUGCCUUUGCCAUCAAUGACCUGGCUCUUGCAAAUGCAAGUGGCUGUCCCAGCUCACCGCAAGUGUCCCAGUGAUGAUGCUGCAUGAACUCAGCAUAUGAAAGGUCCCCAGGUAGCUGAUGCACGUCAUAUUUGCACUUGUCAAGAAGUAAAGGUCAUGGACCAUGUUGUAUAGACAAGGGGAAGAAGAAAUGACAUUGCGACAAAAGGAGACGUUGAAAACUUAGAUCAAUAUCUAUGAACUUCAAUUAAAUCAAGAAAGGAAAUACAAUCAU
Molecule: messenger RNA, 413 nt
Organism: Rubroshorea leprosula
Lineage: Eukaryota; Viridiplantae; Streptophyta; Magnoliopsida; Malvales; Dipterocarpaceae
Source: the annotation of a GenBank genome assembly